Molecule: messenger RNA, 1524 nt
Organism: Hevea brasiliensis (rubber tree)
Lineage: Eukaryota; Viridiplantae; Streptophyta; Magnoliopsida; Malpighiales; Euphorbiaceae
Exons: 1
Coding region: 1-1524 (507 amino acids)
Source: RefSeq, a predicted model, not a curated record
AUGCCUCUGUCUGCUAGUUUGUCAGUUCCUCCAAAUGUCACUAGCUUGCCUAUCCCUAAUUUUCCUGCCCACCAGAAUUACCCUAUGGAACGAUUGACACAAACCUUAGCCCAAACUUCUCUUGUCCCACCAACUGCUCCCACUACUCAAGCCAUUAAUUUCCAAUAUUCAACGGGAAAUGAGAUACCACAGGGACCUACUGCAUUUGAAAAAGGAAAGGGAAAAGUAGAAGAUGAGAAGUUUUCUUUAAUUAAAGAAAGGUUACGAGCAAUUGAGGGGUUGAACAUGCAUGGAUCAGUCGAUGUGUCUGCAUUGAGAUUGGUUCCCGAUGUGGUUGUCCCCAAGAAGUUUAAGGUUCCUGAGUUCGAGAAAUACAAUGGAACUUCUGACCCACGUAUUCACUUAACAACAUACAUAGCAAAAAUGUCUGCACUAACUGAGGAUGACAAGCUCCUCAUCCAUUUCUUUCAUGAAGGACUUACUGGGUCAGCUUUACGCUGGUAUGUUCAGUUAGACAGGAGUAAGCUGCAUGCAUGGAAAGAUUUAGCAGAUGCCUUUCUUAAGCAGUAUAAGUUCAAUUGCGAUGUAACCCUAACUAGAAGGGAUUUACAGAAUCUACUACAGAAGGAGUGGGAAUCUUUCAAAGAGUAUGCUCAGAGAUGGAGAGAGAAAGCGGCAGAGGUGUACGCCUUUGUGAUUGAUCAUGAACUUUGCUCCUUAUUCAUUGAAACUCUGAAGGCACCUUACUUUAAUAUGAUGAUUGGUACUACUUCUAAUAGUUUUGCGGACAUAAUACAGACUGGGGAAAGGAUUGAAGCAAAUCUGAGACUAGGAAGGUUGCAAGAAAUAGCAGGGGAGGGUACUAUGAAAAAGGCUACUAAUCCUAAUAGAAGGAAAGAAGGAGAAGUGCAUAUUGUAACUCUUGGCAGCUAUCAGCCUUUUUUUCCCAGAGGCAAUUUUAGCCCAAGAUUCCCCAAUCAAACUCCCAUGGUAACUCCAAAAAGCCCAAUGAUUGCAAACAUUCCUCAUAUAUACAACCAGCCAUCAUUCCAAACCUAUCCUCAAUAUCAACAAAUUCCUCAUCCCCAAAACCAAUACAUCCCUAGACCAGUAAAUCAAUUCCCCAGACCACCACUACAAGUGAAUCAAAAUAACUUUAGGCCCCUAAGAAAUUUAAAUCCUCCACUUCCUAUGCCUUUGAGCGAUAUUUAUCGCUACCUACGGAGUAUAAACCAAAUUUUGCCCAUUCCCAUGGACCCCAUUCAGCCUCCAUACCCAAGAUGGUAUAAUGCCAAUGCUAAGUGUGAUUACCAUGCUGGGGCAAUUGGCCACUCUAUUGAUAAUUAUUUUAAGUUUCGAGGUGUAGUAAAUGCUCUCAUUCGGAAUGGUUGGUUGAAAAUUGAAGAUGAGGGGACAUCUCUGAAUGUAUCGACUAACCCUUUACCCACUCACGGGGUUAGAAAUAGUGGCCAAGUAAAUAUGGUGGAAUUCAAAAGAGGGGAACAAAUUGUAAAAAUAGAAUAG